AUGUCGGUCCCUUCAGCCACUACAGCGGCUAUGCACGCCCCUGUCUUCGUUCCAGCCGCUCCUGCCCAGGAUGACGCGGCGUGGUCCGUCGUCGCGCCGUCUCCCACGGAUUCGGCUACGCCUACCCCGCCUGCUCUUGCAACCCCCGCCGUCUCCUCGACUCAGAAUGCCGCCGCCUGGGGCAAGUGGCCUGCUGUUCCAACUCCGUCUGUCGACACUUCGUGGUCCGACACCGACACGCCCGCGGCGCCCUCUGUCGUGAGCUCACACGCAAGCAAAUGGGUCAAGGGUGACUGCGACAUCGUCACUGCCGACGGCGCGGUCCUGACUGUGCCCUCAUACCACCUCCAGUCGGCCAGUCCCGUUCUGCGCAAGAAGGUCGAGGCAAGCCGCGGGUGGGCGCACGCAAGUGUCGCCGUCAACGCGAGCGCCGAGACGGUCGAAGCCUUCCUCGACAUCGUCACCACGGGCGAAGUCGCGCUGCAGUGGACGUCUGCUGGCGCAGCUAUUUCUAGCGUUGCGCGCCUCGCCGAGUUCCUGGGCCGUUAUCAGUGCGAAGCUGCCGCGAACAUCCUCGUCAAGCACCUGAAGGAACAGGCCGGCAGUGUCCUCCCGCCCAUCUCGCUGCUCCUCGCCGGUAUCCACCUCAAGCGCCCCGAGCUUACCCAGUUCAUGCUCAUGCGCCACGACGUCCCCGAGCCCCAGCUCUGGUGCCUGCCCAGCCCCACCGAGCACGGCACCAUGCCCUUCGUCCCCUUCGAGGUGUACUCGCUCAUUCCUGUCGAAUACCAGUGGGCACUCCGCAUGGCUGGUAUCCAGAAGGGAGAGCAGUCGCCCAAGGGUGGCGUGUAUGGGCGCUUCUGCCAGUACCUCGAGCAAGCCCAGAAGCACGACAAGGUCAAGGCUGUUGAGUCUCCCGUUGAAGAGGAGAGCGAGUGGGACGAGGAUUCCGUCGCGGAUGAGGCCGAGUUAAAGUUGCUACCAGCUAAGAAAAACAGCGAACGGUCUCAGGAUGCCGAGACGCUCGGUCUUUCGGAAUUCGCCGACCAUCGUCAGGCAUCGCUGCUUCAGGAACCUGGCUGA
Molecule: messenger RNA, 1083 nt
Organism: Trichosporon asahii var. asahii CBS 2479
Lineage: Eukaryota; Fungi; Basidiomycota; Tremellomycetes; Trichosporonales; Trichosporonaceae
Exons: 3
Coding region: 1-1083 (360 amino acids)
Source: RefSeq, a predicted model, not a curated record